AUUUUGACAAAAAAAAAUUGUCGUCCGGUCAAUUGAACAAGUGUUCUCCGGACUCCGAGUUUCAACAUCCCAAUGGAGUCGGUGAUGAUCCAGUAAACCCCAGCAUUAUCCACCAAAUUCUCUCUCCUCUGAGGCUCUGACUUGUUAAGUUGUUACCGUCAACAUCAUCAUCAAUGGCCGGAAAUUGGUUACCACCAGCUGAACUGACCACAAGCGGACGACCCGUACUUUCCUCAGGCGAAGUAGAAUGCUUCCUUCUCUCCGCCGUCGAUAUCCAACCCGACGUUGACCCAUCUCUCUCCUCUUACACCUCCGGCGUUCUCACUCUCACUACCCACCGACUCAUCUGGAUCUCCUCAAACGACGCCGUUUCCAUCCCCCUUUCCCAACUCACCCACAUCUUCCCCCCAAAAAAAUCCCUCAAAUCCAUGCUCUCUAUUUCCAGCCCUAGGGUUAAGCUCCAGCUUUCUCUCUCCUCAAUGGGUCCUACUGUGGUGACGCUGGUGAUGCGGGGGAAGUCUGAUAAUCAUGACUUGUUCUAUGAGAAGCUUUGGGAGGCGUGGAGGGGGAGAGCCUGGGAGAAUUCGGGUGGUAAGCCCACAGAGGCGGAAGCCGAAGCCGAAGCCACUAGCGUAGCGAUUAAGGUACCUGUUGUUGGGUUGGCAGGGAUAUUGAGGAAAGAACAGGAGAUGUGGGAGAGUACUGAUAAGACCUUGCAAGAUGCUUUCCAGGACUUGAAUGCUCUCAUGAGUAAAGCGAGGGAGAUGGUGAUGUUGGCAGAGAAGAUGAGGCAAAAGCUUUUGGCAGCACCAAAUAAUCACUCCAGUGUUGCAAGUGAUGAGGAGAUGGGGUCUAAAGAAGAGAUGCAAGAUUGGUUGCUCAGUGUUGGUAUCAUAUCUCCGGUUACAAAAGAAUCUGCGGGUGCCUUAUAUCAUCAGCAGUUGUCUCGUCAGUUAGCAGAUUUUGUCAAGGUUCCACUGGAGAGAGCUGGAGGAAUGAUUAACCUUAUUGAUAUUUAUUGUCUUUUCAAUCGUGCUCGUGGGACAGAAUUGAUCUCCCCUGAUGAUUUAUUGCAAGCAUGCACUCUCUGGGAGAAGCUUGAUGUUCCUAUAAUGCUGCGAAAGUUUGAUAGUGGUGUUAAGGUCAUUCAAAGCAAGUCCCAAAGUGAUGAAGAGGUUUUUGGUAGAAUCAAAACUCUUGUGCUGAAACCGGAAGCUCUCCAAAUAGGAGUAAGUGCAAGUGAUGCUGCAAUGACGCUUGGGAUAGCCCCAACUAUGGCCAAGGAGCAUCUUCUCGCUGCCGAAAGCAAAGGUCUACUUUGCAGGGAUACCAGUCCGGAUGGCUUCAGAUUUUUUGUUAAUUUAUUUCCAGAAAUCAAUUUGGACGACAUAUACUUGGUGAAAGAUGCUGGGGUUUAUGCUUCCUGGGUUGCUGCUGUCUCCCCAUCUUAAUCAAAGAUUUACGUGAAAGUAAAGGUCAAAGACAGUCUUUGUCUUCCCGCUCGAGUCUGAUAAUGUCCGAUGCAUAAAAUCCUGUUUGUUUGGUGGUAAUAACAUAUCAUUACAGGAUCAUCACCGGCAUUUCAUAUAUGACGACUAAGAAUGCAUACCAAGCGUUGUGUCCUUUUUUUGGGGUCAGGGGAAGGGGGUUUGUAUCUUUUGUAACAUAGCUCUUCUGAUGUAUCCUCCUCAAAGGUUGUGAAAAUUGUAAUCUUCAUCUUAUCAAGGUUAGAUUGGGUUCUUCUCUUUUUGUUUUCCAUAGCUUCCUUUUCUCUCAAUUACGAAUUUGAAUUUUCCAAGCGCAACACAUGCUUGUUGCACGGCUUGCACUAUUAAUAGGUGCGACAUCUUCCCAUGGAUGACACUGGAUAAAGUCCCAAUUAGUACAUGCUACAUUCGGCGGCAUUUUGUAAUAAUUGCAAGUUUCAAUGGUGUUCUCGCAUCCCUGUACACUUUGACUUAAACGAUAUACUAAAUUUUGUAUAAGACUACUUUGCAAUAAAGUUAUGGCAAGUUUAUCUCA
Beta vulgaris subsp. vulgaris (sugar beet) is the source of this 2022-nucleotide messenger RNA. Its product is annotated as vacuolar protein sorting-associated protein 36. Gene Ontology annotation, molecular function: ubiquitin binding; phosphatidylinositol-3-phosphate binding. Gene Ontology annotation, cellular component: ESCRT II complex; late endosome membrane. The coding region runs from base 174 to 1451 and encodes 425 amino acids. The transcript is spliced from 9 exons. Gene Ontology annotation, biological process: protein transport to vacuole involved in ubiquitin-dependent protein catabolic process via the multivesicular body sorting pathway. Lineage: Eukaryota; Viridiplantae; Streptophyta; Magnoliopsida; Caryophyllales; Amaranthaceae. The record is from RefSeq and is a predicted model, not a curated record.